AUGAAUCCCUCGACGGACGACGGGCCCGAUGGCUCCUCCAUCAAGCCCGUGUCCUCCCUUCUCGCCCGGUUCGAGAACAUGAACCAGUCAACGGCCGGACAACAACCCCCCUCGCAGCCAUCCGCCCCGUCAACCGCCCCGUCACGAUCGAUAUCGCCGGCUCCGAAGCCGGAUCGGUUACGAAGCUUCAAGCCUCUGCACGAAGGUGCUCCUGUGCCUCCAAAGACUCCCAUCAAAGCAGUCCCGAAGCCCGCAGACCUGCAAGUGGCCGAGAGAUCAGGGGCGCCGUCUGAGCAUGAGGGUCCUCCGAUUCCCUCGACCAGGCCCGCACCCACAGCAAAACCGCGCGGUCUCAGCGCCCAGCCGCCGGCGUUGAUGGUGCAGCCUCCUCAAUCACCACCCAAGGGGCGGGUGUCUGCCUUGACGUCCGGCGAGCACUCGCCCUUUCUCGAUCCCCAUUCGGCGGCAGCCCCUGACAUGCCGGGGGGACUCCCGAAGCCGAUCAAGAUCCCGAGCCGGCCCCUCACCCCUCUCCAACCGCCUGUGGCUCCCAAAUCCCCGCGGCUCUCCUCAUCGCAACCCCCCUCGCCGCCUCCACCGCGCCGCUCUGGGGAAGUCCGCAGGGACAAGGAGGGGAAACACGCGCCGCCCCCACCAGCGCCACGCUUGGACAGGCCUGCGAGCACUCGUCCCAUGGCGGCGAGCUUGCCGCAGUCUGUUGGCGGUCAAUUGAUCAGGAAGCCGGACUUGUCUAAGGAAGCAUCGCCGUUUAACAGCCCACCGGGGAGCCCUGGGGAAGAGUCAGACGGGACGCCACCAGAACUGCCUACCCGACCAAGGCCGCAAGUCCAGAAAGAUGCUUCUAGUAAGCCUAAACUGGAUCUUGGGGGCUUUGAACCACCCCCGCUUCACCAUUCGAUCGCCGGGAAGCGGGUGGGCCGUGAGCCGAGCGUUAACGGCUCCGGUAAAGGCCAGCUCACGCCGCAGCAGACGGGAGAAGGCCGAAUAUCUCAACCGCCAAAGCCGGCACCCAUGGGCCCUCCGCAGCGAAUACCUACCGGUAGCCUUGCGAUGCCGCCGCCGCGACCUCCGCGACCCGUCCCGCAGAGCAGCACGCCCAAGGCCGUGCCCAUCUCCGCCUCAGCGCCGACAAGCCGCCCCGCCUCCCAAAUCUCCGUCCGCCAGUUUCCAGCGCCGCCGACGCAGCAACUCGUCAUCGCGAAGACUAGAGACAGGACGCCGGAAAGAGGGCCAGCCGAACGAGAAACAAAGCCCCUACCAGCCGUCGCACCGGCCAAGGUGUCCCUGACGUCCUCGGUUCCUGGGGCUACCGCUGUGGCAUUCAAGCCUGGUACGGAUGCCAACACGGAAGGCACACUGCUGUGGGUUGGAACCAGCUUGGGUGAAAUCAUGGAGGUUGAAGUCGCAACUCAGCGCAUUCUGCAAAGCAAAGGAGGCGUCCACGCACGAUGCGAUGUCACUCACAUAUAUCGGCACCUCAAUGAGCUGUGGACCGUGGAUGAGAGCGGUACCAUACACAUUUGGGGCCCUGAUAUCGAUGGGACACCGAAUUUGAGCGGCCACCCUCAUCAAAGCAACAAACUGCCGAGAGGACAUACCUUCUCCAUGGUGGUUGGCGACGAAUUGUGGCACGCUACUGGGAAGGCCGUGCGGGUCUUCUCUCCCUCGUUGGACGGGAGCAAGCCGUUCCAGGUUCUGGUGCGGCCACUGACUGCCGACGGUGCGGGCGACAUAAGCGCAGGCACGCAGGUGAAGACGCACCCAGACCAAGUAUUUUUCGGUCACGUCGACGGCAAAGUCAGUAUUUUCUCGACCAAGGACUAUUCGUGUCUGUCUGUUCUCAGCGUCAGCUCGUGGAAGAUCAACGCGCUCGCCGGUGUGGGCGAGUACAUGUGGGCGGCGUACAACACAGGCAAGAUGUGCGUAUACGACAUGGGCCAGCAGCCGUGGGUGGUCAGAAAGGAGUGGCAAGCACACGACCAGCCCAUCGUCAAGAUGAAGGCGGAUCCAGCGAGCUCCUAUCGAUUGGACCGGCUGCAGGUCAUAUCACUCGGGGCGGACAACAAGGUUCGGGUGUGGGACGGGCUCCUGCAAGACGACUGGCUGGAGGAAGACAUGAAGUCGAAAGACACAAAGUACUGCGAUUUCGACGAGAUCCACGCCCACAUCAUGACCUGGAACGCCGGGGCUUCGACACCCCACAGUCUCCGGUAUUCGGACGGCGAUGCCGGCUUCUUUCAGGAGCUGGUUCAGUCGAGCGGCUCUCCGGACAUUUUCGUCUUUGGCUUUCAGGAACUUGUCGACCUAGAGGACAAGACUGCUACUGCCAAGCGCUUCCUCAAGUCUUCCAAGAAGAAGGAGGGGACCGAUCAGGAGCGGAUGAGCCACCAGUACCGCGAUUGGCGUGAUUUUCUGAUGAAGACGCUCGACGACUACAUGCCGGCCGAUGAUUUAUAUCACUUGCUGCAGACGGCACCCAUGGUGGGACUGUUUACUUGCGUGUUCGUCAAGUCGUCGCUUCGAGAGAGGAUACGCAACCUCAGCGCCUCAGAGGUGAAGCGCGGCAUGGGCGGCCUCCACGGGAACAAGGGGGCUGUGUGCAUCCGGUUUCAGGUCGACGAUAGCUCGCUCUGCUUCGUCAACUGCCAUCUGGCAGCCGGGCAAACGCAGUCGAACUCUCGCCACACCGAUGUGGCGGCGAUUCUGGACACGGUCAUGUUCCCCGAGGAGCGAGAUUCGGCGGCGUGCAUCGACAGCUUCACGUGUGGUGGGGAUGGCAGCAUGAUCCUGGACCACGAGCUGUGCAUCCUGAACGGAGAUCUCAACUAUCGGAUCGACACCAUGUCGCGCGACACGGUGGUCAAGGCGGUCAAGCAGCAGAACCUGAGCAAGCUCCUCGAGCGCGAUCAGCUUCUGGUCGCGCGCCGACGCAACCCAGCAUUCCGCCUGCGGGCCUUUGACGAGCUACCCAUAACGUUUGCGCCAACAUACAAGUACGACGUCGGCACGGACAAUUACGACACCAGCGAGAAGAAGAGGAGCCCGGCGUGGUGCGACCGAUUGCUGUACAGGGGCCGGGGCAGAAUCCAACAGCAGGAUUACAGGAGGCAUGAGGUGCGUGUGAGCGACCAUCGGCCGGUAACGGGCAGCUUUCGGCUGUGGGUCAAGAAGGUCAAUCCGCGAGACAGAGCUGUCGCGUGGAUGGAGAGCCAGCAGGGCUUCGAGGACCUGCAGCAGCAGGCACUGGCCGACGAGAAGGUGCUCUACUUGGUCAACACAUGCGGAUAUGAGGAGGCGGCGAGCAGAAAGUACGUCAAGGAAAAAGCAGCCAGGAAGGCUCACCGGAGCCCAAGUAGGAACGCGAGUGGUCACUGA
Messenger RNA from Purpureocillium lilacinum, 3396 nucleotides. The record is from RefSeq and is a predicted model, not a curated record. Lineage: Eukaryota; Fungi; Ascomycota; Sordariomycetes; Hypocreales; Ophiocordycipitaceae.